This is a messenger RNA of Penaeus chinensis, 4889 nucleotides long. Its product is annotated as proton-coupled folate transporter-like. Lineage: Eukaryota; Metazoa; Arthropoda; Malacostraca; Decapoda; Penaeidae. The record is from RefSeq and is a predicted model, not a curated record. Gene Ontology annotation, molecular function: transmembrane transporter activity. Gene Ontology annotation, cellular component: membrane. The coding region runs from base 1061 to 3124 and encodes 687 amino acids. Gene Ontology annotation, biological process: transmembrane transport. The transcript has 7 exons.
AGGGGAGGAGCAGGGAGGAUAGGCAGGUGGGCAGAGGCGAAGACGGGGACGAGGAAAGUGAGGAGAGCGGGCGAGCCUUGGCCGUCACCUCGGCGUCGGGCGUGGCAACGUCAGCACCGCUACCUUAUUGGUCCUCGCAAUGCAAUCGCCUGUCCGUCGCUCUUCUUCUCUUCUGUUCUCUUCCGCCAAGUCCUCCCUUAUCCUUCGACGCCAACUCGCGACCGACCGUCCCCUUAAGGGCCCCUUUAGGUCCCCCUCAGGUCCCCUAAGAUUCCUCUAAGGCUCCGCUAAGGACACUUCGCAUCCCGCUCGCGUCAUCCACCUCCGCUGCCCUGUUCCCCGCGCCGCCGCAUCCGUGGCACUGCAGCGUCAGCUUGCCGAAGACCGAUGACGCAACGGGGCUGCGCCGCGAGCAUGCGCAGCCGCCGCCCGCCGCAGCCUCCGCCCGCAGCCGAGGCAACGACGGACCGCGCCGCCCUCGCCAACGUUUACUGAAGACGCGGUGUUCACCUGGACAGCAUCUCGGACCCACAUUGCUCCUGGUUAUGAAGCCGCCUGCAAACGCUCUCUCCACGGAGCUUCGAGUGGCUAUCCGAACGAAGUGUUGAAGCCUCAGGAUUUACUCGCAAAUAGAACAGUUCUUUAGACGUUGUUUAAGCAAGAUCUUUUUUAGACAAAGUGUUUGGUUUUAAUGCCGUGUCGUGUUCGAUGAAAAAUCUCACCAGAUGAUUAGUGUUUGGACAAUAUUGUGUAGAAGUGAAUAGUUUUUUUUUUCGUUUUUUUUUUUUUUUGUUUUUUUUUUAUUGUCUUUGUUUGAACAAAGGGAAAUGUGCAUGUUCUUUCUGAGUGCAGUGAAGUUUCGUGCAUACAGUGAAUCAGUGGUGUGUGUUUCCAGUACUGUUAAAAGGACACUCAUAUCACUAUCCAUUAUGUGGGCGUCUCAGCUGCCAAAAGCCAGUAUUCUGCGCCUCUGCCCGCGCUCCCUUCCCAAAAUGAUGUUUCCCAACCAUCCCACUGACCGAUCUCCAUUCUUCUCCCGUAACAGAAACAUGUCAAAUCGAUGGCGUUUCCGUCGCCGCGCCAGCAGGAGAACGGCGCCCCCGCCGCGUCCUCCUCCUCCGCCGACGCCGUCGUGAGCCGCCUGGAGCCGCUGGCCCUGGCGUGGGCGCUGUGGCUCAAGCUGAGGACGAUCGUGACGCAAGUGGCGGUGGAGCCCGUGAUGCUGCUGGACGGCCUCGGGUUUUCCAUCAUGAUCGUGUACGUGGAGAACCUACAGAUGGACAAGAUCUGCCGCGUGAACCUCAACUACACGGAGGAGGUGUGCGAGAACCUCUCCCACUACCCGGAGGAGAACCUGAAGCUCCAGCAGUCGUUCAGCAUGUUCGGCAUGUACAACGGCAUCAUCAUGGCGUUCAUCCCGCUGUUCUUCAUCCUGUUCAUGGGCGCGUGGAGCGACAAGUACGGGCGCAAGGUGCCCCUCGUCAUCGCCAUCAUCGGGCACUUCUGCUGGGCGGCCGGCUAUCUCGUUAACUCGUGGAUGCCCGAGUGGCCCGUCGAGUACAUCCUGGUCGCGGCGCUCAUGGACUCGCUUGGCGGCGGUAACGUGUCCUUCCUUACUGCUGCCAACGCUUACAUCAGCGACGUCACCUCGGAGGAGACGCGGACGUCGCGGGUGGGCUUUGCCAACAGUAUCUGGUUCCUGGGCGGACCCAUCGGCACGCUGCUCGGAACCUACAUCUACAAGUACGGCGGUUACCAGAUCCUCUUCGGGACGUCGGUGCUCAUGUACAUCGUGUCCCUCGUGUACCUCUUCUUCCUGCCCGAGAGCCACGGGCCCUUCAGGAAGAUUAAGACCACCGAGAAGACCGAAGCCAACGACGGUGACCAACAGCAACAACAGACGGCGGCAAGCAAAGACUCCCCCGGACCCGAGAGCGAGGAGCCGGAGAGGGACGUCGAGGAAAUCACGGCAUGGAAAAUGGUGUGCGAUUUCUUCAGCUACGACCGGAUCGUGGACUCAUUCCGGUGCACAUUCAAGGCGCGCGGGGGCAUGCUGAGGGCCUUCAUCCUCCUGCUGAUCCUGUGCAACCUCCUGCGACGUCUGGGAAGAGGCGCUUACAUGUACCUUUUCACGAGGAAAGUCCUACACUGGAGGGCUACGGAUUAUGGGCUUUGGGUCACCUACAAGAACCUAAUGGCUGCUCUAGGUUCUAUGGUCGCCGUCCCGCUCCUCUCCUCCGGUCUGGGUAUGUCGGACAAUUACCUGGCCAUCUUGGGUGCGACCGCCUCCGUGUGCGACUACAUCUUGUACGGCCUCGUGUCGGAAGACGUGGCGGUGCUCGUCUGGGUCGCUCCCGCCGCUGCGAUUCUGGUGAAUUCGUGUGUUAUUGCGAUUCGAUCGAUGCUCUCCAAGUUCGUCACUGGAGAUGAAUUAGGCAAAGUGUCAGCCGUCAUGGGUGCCCUCGAUGGGGUCAUGCCCAUGGUUAGCUUCUCCCUCUACACUGCAGUUUAUCACGCCACAGUCCACGUUUUUCCAGGCGCUCAGUUCUUCUUCGGGGCAUCGGCGAACCUGCUCAUGACUAUAAUCUUUAUAUUCAUCAUCAUAUUCACGACGAGCAAGAGCUACAGCAUCAAGGACCUGCACGAGACGGAGAGCAAGGGCACGGUCCAGCCGACGUCCCUGCGGUUCUUUAGCGAGCGCCUGAACCGCCACCUGCAGCCGGGGCGGGAGGUGAGCGACCCCAGCACCCAACGCACCGCUAUGGUCCUCUCCGCCGUGAACUUCCACAUCGCGACGCCCCGACAGGAGAAGAGGAGGGUGGGGCGGUCCCAGGGACACCGCGACGCCCCCAAAGAAGUGGUCCCGAGCCACGCGCCAAAGAAGCUCACGGACGCCGACAUGAAGCUCGUGCAGGAGGAGUUGACCUUCCCGCAGAGAAGGUCGUCGACGCAGAGUCUUCCGCAGCCAGCCAGGAGGGCGCUGAAAGGGGUCGACAACCCUUCUUAUAUUGAGACCGAGUCGAGUGAGCCCCUUGACCGAAGGGCGGAAGACAGAGUGACCCCAAGGGCGGAGAACCCCACGACUUCCGCGAGUCAAAAGGGGACCACGACGACGACCCAGUGAAGCGCGAGUGCCGUGGCCUUUCACUGGCUCUAGUUAUGUGAGGAGGUUACUUAUGUACCGACUACUACCUUUUAAUAUAUUUCAUGAGUCUGAAGGAGUUGGUUCGUCCUGUGAUAAGUAACUAGUUAAACCUGUGGUACGUUGUAGUGCCGCUGUCUAUACGCAAGUACUUACGAUGAUGACGCAGCCGUCUUUACUAUCUUGAAUAAUCGUGCAAGUGAAAAUGAAACUGUUACUUAUGAGUUAAUCACCGUUACAAGGGUGAAGUAUUGGAUUAAUCUGAAUCUUCGAAAUGAACAAAAGUAAGUGUUUGUUCAAAGUUUUGAACAAGUUCCACGUGGCCCCUCUGGCCCAACCUUCUAUCCGUCCAUUCUAUUUUUUUCCUUCUUCUUUUUCAAUCUCCAUAACUGAUCACUUCUCUUUUCCUCCAUUUCUCCUUUCUGUUCCACCUCUUUCUCCCAAGAUGAUGCUCCGUUUGCGAAGUGGACGCAAGAACGUUCAAUAACCUCUCUACUGAACAUGUUUCCCAUCCCUUGGCAUAGAGUAGAAUAUCCUAGUUUAUCAACGCUUUGUGGUGGAGGAGUUGGUUAGGAGUGUCCAAGUCGCUAGAACAUUAGUUUUACAAAUCUCUAUUUAUUAGCCAGCGGUUCAAGGGAUAGACCUAAAUUUAAGGAAAAUAAAUUAACCAGUAACAGAACAGAACAGGAGACUUGACUGGGCCUUUCAUUUCGACACAGCGUGGAGACAAAGACAAAAAAUAGAUAAAUAAAUAAAAGAAAAAGAAAAAAAAUAACAGGUGUCUCGUGUGAUUAAGCCAAAGUAACACACCAAAGUCUAGUCAUGUCUGGGAUUCCUCUGAAGUGUAGCUGACGAUGUAAAACGAACACAAUUAAUGAGUAUAUGUGAUUACGAUACGUGGUGCUGAUAGUGUGUCUGAUAUGUAGAUAUUGUGUCUGAUAGAUAGGUAGAUAGUGUGUCUGAUAAAUACUGUGUCUGAUAGAUGGGUAGAUAGAGUGUCUGAUUGGUAGAUAUUGUGUCUGAUAUAUAGGUAGAUAGUAUAUUUGAUUGGUAUAUAGGGUGUAUGAUAGAUAGGUAGUGUAUCUGAUAGAUGUUUAUAUGUGAUAGAUAGACAGCCAGAUAGUAUAUGAUAGAUAGGUCGUCAUUGGUGCGUCAGAUAGACAAGAAGAUAGAGUUUGGUAGAGAAAUAGUGCAUUUGAUAGAUAGUGUGCCUGACAGAUAACUAUAUAUUGCGAUUGAAAGAUGAAAAAAUAGAGAGAAGCAAGAGUACAAGGCAAGGAUGUGAAGGCUAUUGUUAAAAAAAGAUAAGUAACAUGAGAAUGAUGAGGAUGACUGUGUUGUUUUGAGAUCCGUGUGUGUGUGUGUGUGAGAGAGAGAGAGAGAGAGAGCAAGAGAGAGAGGAGAGAGAGAAUUAAAUGAAUGGAACACCGUGGUUAAUGGAGAGUAGAUUACAAAAAAAACAGGUGAAACAAGCAGUAGCUGUGCGGAUGUUGUGCGUGGCGUUGACAGCAGGAUGGCAGGGGUCAGCGGAUUUCGGUGUCAAAGAAAAAGAAAAACAUAACUUUAGACAAAAAUUAACAAUGAUAAUAAAGGUGUACGAGAAUCCGCCAAAAGACUUUUGUGAUGUAUUUUAUCAAGUGUCAGUUUAGUAUGGGCUUUCCUUUUCAUUCAUUCUUCUUUUUUAGCUAUUUUUAGGUUUACACAUUGUGUAAUACACUUAUAUGAAUAAAAAAAAAAGACAAAUUAA